AUGGCCGGAAGACAACCGUCCCACCUCCCCAGGGCCACCACCACCGCCACCGCCGCUAGAUCCCUUCCCGCCGUUAUAGCAUUCUCCUCCCUCCUCCUCAUCGUCCUAUUUCUCUACUUCACCUCUUCCUCCCCUCCGCAACUUCACUCCCCGGAUCCCGAUUACUCCUUUGUCACUUCCCUCGACAAAUUCCUCAAACUCUCUCAUAACGACCGCCUUUCCAUUCCAUUUCAAUCCUCCGUCACCCAAUUAGACGAUGCCAUCUCCACCUCCGAAUCUCAAAGGCUCUACCCCUCCUUCCCUCUCCGGGUUUAUGUUUAUCAAAUGCCUCCCAAAUUCACCUACGACUUGCUUCACUUGUUCAUUACUACCUACCGAGAUACUUCCAAUUUGACUUCUAAUGGCAGUCCGGUUCACCGUCUGAUCGAGCAGCACUCCGUCGACUACUGGCUUUGGGCGGAUUUGAUCUCCAAACCCGAGUCCGAUAGGAAGCUCAAGGACGUGGUGGUUAGGGUUUUUAAGCAGGAGGAUGCUGAUCUUUUCUACAUUCCCUUCUUCACUACCAUUAGCUUCUUCUUGCUAGAGAAACAGCAGUGCAAGGCUCUUUAUAGGGAAGCUCUGGAGUGGGUGACGUCUCAGCCAGCUUGGAAACGGUCUGAGGGAAGGGAUCACAUUCUUCCUGUGCAUCACCCUUGGUCUUUUAAGACUGUUCGUAAGUUUAUGAAAAAUGCUAUCUGGUUGCUGCCGGAUAUGGAUUCCACUGGAAACUGGUAUAAACCUGGGCAAGUUUAUCUUGAAAAAGAUCUCAUACUUCCCUAUGUCGCCAAUGUUGAUUUUUGUGACUCGAAAUGCUUGUCUGAAUUCGAAUCUAAGAGGACUACAUUGUUAUUCUUUCGUGGAAGGCUCAAAAGGAACGCUGGUGGGAAGAUACGCUCAAAACUCGUGACAGAACUCAGUGGUGCCGAAGGUGUCAUUGUAGAGGAGGGAACGGCCGGGGAGGCUGGCAAAUCUGCCGCGCAGAAUGGCAUGCGGAAGUCUUUAUUUUGCUUGAGUCCUGCUGGUGACACCCCAUCAUCUGCUAGAUUGUUUGAUGCAAUUGUCAGUGGUUGUAUACCAGUAAUUGUUAGUGAUGAACUGGAGCUUCCUUUCGAAGGAAUACUUGACUACCGCAAGAUAGCUUUAUUUGUUUCUUCAAGUGAUGCAUUGCAGCCAGGGUGGCUUAUAAAUUUUCUGCAAAGUAUAAGUCGCUCUCAAAUUCGGCAGUUGCAAACGAACUUAGCUAAGUACUCGCGGCACUUCUUAUAUUCUCAUCCAGCUCAACCACUUGGUCCAGAAGAUUUGGCAUGGAGAAUGAUUGCUGGCAAGUUAGGGAAUAUCAAGCUUCAUAUCCGAAGGUCGCAACGCGUGGUGAAAGAAUCAAGACAUAUUUGUUCCUGCGAAUGCAGGCGUCCAAAUACUACAACUCCAGUUUCAUUGUCUUGA
This is a messenger RNA of Oldenlandia corymbosa var. corymbosa, 1482 nucleotides long. The record is from the annotation of a GenBank genome assembly. NCBI's taxonomy places the organism in Eukaryota, Viridiplantae, Streptophyta, Magnoliopsida, Gentianales, Rubiaceae.